AUGUCCGCUGUGUCCUCCGGCGAGACGCCCGCGUACACGCAGGCCACGCCGUCCAGCAACAACGUGACUGGCACCGCGCCGCUGACCGGGGCGUCCGCCACCGACGCCGACACCGUCGGGCCCCAGCAGGAUGCCGGGAGGAGCGCCGACACCGACGCCGCAUUAGGGGCAGCCGCCGCCGCAAGCUCGGCGGCAGGGUUCGCGGCGGAGGACGCGGAGGAGCCGGUGCUGGAGCCUGAAGACGAGGAGGACGCGGAGAGGGUGCCCAAGCACAACUGCAUCGAUCCGCAGUACACGCUGCGCGGGAAGCGCAUUCCCGUGCUGAACGCGCGCAAGGGCACCAUCUGCUCGGCCGUGGAGAUGUACUCCAACUGCGGCGGCAGGCCGCCGGCCAUUCGCCCGCUGGUAGGCCCGACGGCGGUCAAAAGGAAUCCGCGGCCGAGCAGCGGCGGUUGCCGCCGCCGCCGCCGCAGCAAGGGUGGAUGCAAGGGCCUGCAAAAGAAAAAGAAGGAGCUGGAGAGAGAGCGCAAGCGGCUAGAGGAGGAGAGCGACCGGCUGGAGGAAGAGCGUCUGUGCCUGGAGGAGGAGCGGCAGUGUCUGGACGAGGAGCGAGAGCCGGCGCCGCGCGACGAACGCGACGAGCUGCAGGCGGAACGGAGCCGGAUCGAGCAGGAGCGGAAGACGGUGUCGCAGGAGUGGAGUCGGCUGCAGGAGCGCAUCUCGCAGCAGGACGUGGAGGAGCGGCGCAUCUCCAGCCAGAUGGAGGAGCUGCAGGCGCACCGUCAGGAGUCGCUGCGCCAAGACGAGCUGGAGCAGCGCCGCCUCGACGGCAUCGAGUCUCAGCUGGCCGAGGAAAGGAAAAAGAUGUUGAUGGGUGACCAGGACACCGCGGAAGACCCCGCAGCUUCCAGCGGGCAGAGGAGCGAAGGAGAGGAGGGUGAGCAGAGCGCCCCCGAGACGGACGGAGAGGAAGAUGGUGCGCGGAGCGGUGCUGAGACGGAGGGAGAUGAAGAAGGUGAACAUGGCGAAGCUGGGGCAGAUGGGGAGGAAGAGGAGGACGCUGAGGCAGAUGGCGAUGGCGAAGGUGUCAAGAGCGACGCCGAGACGGACGAAGGCGUGGAAGGUGGGGAGGGCGGCGAAGAGGAAACAGAAGGAGACGGCGAAGGUGAUCAAAGUAGCCAAGAGGAGACAGAAGUAGAAGGGGAAGGUGGUCGGAGCGACCAGGAGACGGAAGGGGAGGGUGAAAGUGCUCAGAAUGCCCCUGACAUGGAUGAGGAGGGAGGAUCACCCGCACAAACCGAUGGAGAGGAACAGCCUCCUGCUACGAGUGACGGAGAAGACCAGCCGUUAGGUGGCAGCGGCGGGGAAGAAGACACCAUCGCGCAGAGUGACAGCGAUUACAAACCCUCCGACCAGACGGACGAGGACGCCAAGUCCCUCAGCCGAAUAGACGAAGAGGGCGAAUCGGCGGCCAGGCUAGCCGAAGAGCAGCAGUCCGCGCCGGCGGAGGACGAGGACACGUCUCUGGCGCAGACCGACGCCGACGAGGACCAAUCCUCGGGCUCGCUGGCCGGUACCGGCAGCCAGACGGGGUCGCGGCCGUCGCUGGCCGACGCCGGGGCCGAAGCGGACGCGGACCUCGGCUUCGGCACGACGGCGGACGCGCAGCCGGCCGACGACGGCGGCGAUGGCGCGGCGAGUCCAGGAGAGGCGACGUCCGGCGCGGACCUGGCCGCCGCGGACGGCGGCGAAGCGGCUGGGGAGACGGAGGCCGACGCCACCGACCGGACGUCGCUGAGCUCGGGGGAGGUGACGGGGCAGACGGAGGAGGAGAUGGGAGGGGAGACAACGGAGGAGACUGCGGACGAAGUGGGAGGAGAGACGGCGAACGAGAUGGCUGGAGAGACGGCGGUGGAGGCGGGAGAUGAUACGGCAGGGGAGACCGCGGAGGAGACGGCAGAGGAGACGGCGGAGGAGACGGCUGAAGGGACAGCGGAGGAGACAACAGAGGAGACCGUUGGUAAUACUACGGGGUCAAUGGACGGGCAAAUGGGACUCGACGGGCCGCCAGCGGCGGAGCAGGAGCCAAGCGGGGUGACCGAGGAUGGCUCCGAAGAGAUGGCAGCAUCGGAGGCAGGGGGAGAAACCAACGAAGAAGUCCAAGAGACUGCUGAAGAGACUGGAGCCUCCGAGACCGAGGGCGAGGGUGGUGGCGCAGCCCAGGAGACUGCCGAGGAGACCGGUGCUUCGACGACAGAAGGGGAAGCCGACAGCACGGCCCAGAUGACCGACGAGACCGGUGUUUCGGCGACAGAAGAAGCCGACAGCACGGCCCAGAUGACCGAGGAGACCGGUGUCUCGGAGACGGAAGGAGCCGACAGCACGGCCCAGGAGACGGCCGAGGAGACCGGCGUCUCGGAGACCGAAGGAGAGGCCGACGGUACAGCCCAGGAGACGGGCGCAUCGGAGGCGGACGCAUCGGCGGAGGGAGACGCGCCGCCAGCGGCAGCGGCCUCCCAGACGGGAGGAGACGCCACUACGGAGGGUCAGGCGGCCACUGAACCCGGAACCACCAGCGCGGAGGACGAGGAGGCGACGCCAGAGCCCAACGCAAACGAAGAGGACUUCUUCUGAGCACGGCGGGCCGGCCAGCCAUGCCUCACUGGCUGGAGUUUACAUUGGUUGAUCGCACCACAUCCCGUAGACACGCUGGGGGCAGCCAACACUCGCUGGGGACAAAGCACUCACUGGGGAUAACAGGAUUCACUGGGGACAGCCAACACUCGCUGGGGACAACAGCACUCACUGGGGACAGCCAACACUCGCUGGGAAGCGUCAUGCAGGACUGACAAUACACAAACGUCGACAGGCUCU
Messenger RNA from Pollicipes pollicipes, 2874 nucleotides. RefSeq names its product spore wall protein 2. The transcript has 5 exons. Bases 1 to 2634 code for a protein of 877 amino acids. Lineage: Eukaryota; Metazoa; Arthropoda; Thecostraca; Pollicipedomorpha; Pollicipedidae. The record is from RefSeq and is a predicted model, not a curated record.